AUGUCGGAACCCGCUGCAAAACGACCUAAACUCGCGUCAGGAGACGAAGACGCUACGAUGAGCGACCAGCCUGGUGGAAUUACUCGUUCGGAAGACUUCUGGCUGGAUGAUGGAAACAUCAUUCUUCAAGCGGAGGGCACACAGUUUCGCGUCCAUAAAUCGAUGCUGGCGCGUCAUUCCACCAUAUUCAAAGACAUGUUCUCGUUUCCUCAGCCUGCAGAGCCAUUGGAUCCGGAUGUGGAGGUCAUUUUGUCGAUUUUCUAUGAUAACAUAAAGUGCAGUGUUAUCGACCUUGAGAAGGCCCUCUCCAUUGAUCAAAUCAAAUCCAUAUUAUCCAUGGCAAAGAAGUACGACAUCACCUAUCUGCGAGAUCGCGCUCUGGAGAGGCUACGGAGAUGUUUUCCGACCACGGUCAAAGGGUGGGACGCCUCAUUCGGAGAUGCAAAUGGCCCGACUAUUCACUUCAAGCCUCCGCUCGAUACCGUUGAAGCCGUCAUUGCCCUUGCCCUUGAGCACGGCAUACCCAGCAUCCUUCCCAGUGCCUAUUUGUAUCUUGCUGCCCUAGUUCCCCCAGAAAAAAUCGUGGGAGGCGACAAGAGUAUCCUCUCCCUAGAGGCGCGUCUGCAGUGCAUACUCGGAAGGGAUAACCUGAUUCGUGAGAUCCACUCCUCCGUGCAACUAUGGUGGUACGACAGGGAAUUUAUGCCACCCGAAAGGUGCACUAUGGAUCAACUCCACCCCUCGAGGGCCGAGGUACUUGAUGCCUUUGUCACUGCGCUGUGGCUCACGGAUGAGAAGACAGUGUGGGAUUUUAAUGCCAAGAUCCCAACACCUGCUGGGGAAAAGGUCGCUCACCUUUGCCCAUCAUGCGCAGAUACGGUGAAACUAUUCUAUAGGAGGGUUCGCAGGGAGAUCUGGCGCAGACUACCUGAGCUCUUUGAUCUUCCACCAUGGAGAGAACUCAAGGACUUUGACGUAUGGCCCCUAACUCCGGCCCGUAUCUCCCGUCACGUUCCGAAGACGCCCUUUGUCCUCGAGCUUGAAUUGACGCAUUCUUCGUACACCAUGUCGGAACCCCCUGCAAAGCGCCCUAGACUCGCGUCAGACGAUGGUGAUGUCACAGUCAGCAGCACGGAGUCGGCUAGUGGCAUUACUCGUUCAACAAACUUCUGGUUGGACGACGGGAACAUCAUCCUUCAAGCAGAAAACACCCAGUUUCGCGUCCACAAGUCUAUGCUGGCGCGUCAGUCGUCCAUUUUCAAGGACAUGUUUUCGAUUCCUCAGCCUUCAGAACCUCUGGACCCGGUUGUUGAAGGGUGUCCCGUCGUCACUCUUUCUGACAAGGCCAGCGAUGUAGACUGCAUCCUGUCCAUCUUCUACGAUAAUGUCAAUGUCGUUGAUCUGGGAGAAGCUCUCUCCAUCGAUCAACUAGCUGUGAUACUCUGUAUGGGAAAGAAGUACGACAUCACCUAUUUACGAGAUCGAGCCCUAAAGAAGCUACGACGGUGUUUCCCAACAACGAUAAACGGCUGGGACGCUUCUCUCCGUGAUGGAAAGGACUCAACUCUCAACUUUGACCCCCUCGUCUACACCAUUGAAUCUGUCAUAUCUCUCGCACAUACGCACGGGAUACCUUCCAUACUUCCUAGUGCUUUCCUGUUCUACGCCUCGCAAGUCCCACCGGACCGCAUACUGAGGGGCGACUAUGAUGUGCUCUCUCACGAAGCGCGCAUACAGUGCAUCCUAGGAAGAGACGAUUUAGCUCACCGAAUCUACACGAUUGUGCAAGGAUGGACCGCCGACACUAGAAAGUUUAUGUCCGACUUGAAAUGUGAACCCGAUGACUGCGCCGGCCUCUCGAGAAUGGAGGUGUUAGAAGACUUGGGCGAUGUAUUGUGGUUAGCGGAUGAGAAGACUGUGUGGGGUUUAAAUGCUGAUAUCCCGAAACGCGCUUCGGAUACGCUUCGUUAUAUUUGCGAGCCCUGUGCGACCAGCGUCAAAAAAUGCUACGAUGAUGCUCGCCAGGAGAUCUGGAAGGAGCUGCCUGAGAUCUUUGCACUUCCAGAGUGGGAGCAGCUUAAGGACUUUGACACUUGA
Messenger RNA from Cyclocybe aegerita, 2097 nucleotides. NCBI's taxonomy places the organism in Eukaryota, Fungi, Basidiomycota, Agaricomycetes, Agaricales, Hemipholiotaceae. The record is from the annotation of a GenBank genome assembly.